UGUAACACCUCAAGGAAGUGACCAAUAUAGCAUUUCGCACUUAGUUUGUUUUCAUUUAUUUGAGCUACCAGACAGAAUACCACCUGUACAUCACUAACUUCAACAUGUCUUCAGACUUUGAAUCCUACGAGCAGGACUUUGGGACCCUUACAGCAGAAAUAACUAACAAAAUUGGAAAAAUUCCCAAAUUAGGUGGAGAGGAGAAGACACAGCUGGUUCUUAAUGUCGACAAACAGCUUGAAGAAGUCAGAGAGUUGCUGGAGCAGAUGGACCUGGAGGUACGAGAGAUACCCAUCCAGAGCAGAGGCAUGUACAACAGCAGAUUGAAGAGCUACAAGCAGGAGAUGGAGAAGCUGGAGAAAGACUUUAAAAGGUCACGUAUUGCCUACAGUGAUGAGGUGCGGAACGAGCUCCUGGGGGAGGACCCGGGCUCCUCAGAGAGUCAGUUGAUAAAGUUACGUGAAGAGAGAGCACAUCUGUUGGACAACACAGAGAAGUUGGAAAGGUCAUCCCGGAGGCUGGAAGCUGGCUACCAGAUAGCUGUGGAAACUGAGCAAGUGGGCCAAGAGAUCCUGGCUAACUUAAAUACUGACCGUGAAAAGAUUCAGAGAGCCAGAGAGAGGCUGAGGGAGACAGACGCCAACCUAGGCAAAAGUUCCCGUAUCCUGACAGGCAUGCUGAGAAGGAUCAUCCAGAACCGUAUCCUGGUCUUCAUCCUUGGUGCCAUCAUCCUCCUCACCAUCAUUCUGGCCAUCUAUUUCAAUCUGCGAGGCCACUGAUCUCAAAACACUCACACACACCCUCACACACUCAUACACACCUUCACACAAACACUUGUGAUUAAUAGCGACAAAAAGCGUUGCUCUAGCGUAAUUAGGACAAAUGGCUCCCAUUAAUCACUCUUUCCAGGGCCUGACAGGGCCCUUUCUCCUUUCUUUCUCUUCUUUAUUUUUUCUCCACUCUUUUUCCCUCUCUUACUCUCUUGCUGCUUUGUUUUGUCUCUCCCUCCUCUUUCUUUUCUACUUUUAAAGGAGGCACAUGGGGCAUACUGACCCUCAGUUUUAUUUUGUAUGUACAUAUUUUUAUGAAAGUUGAAAUGAUUCACCAUUGUCAUUCAACUGAUGUUCCAUGGGGUUAGACUGUCCCGGGGUAGAAGACCUAUGGGAAUGCAGAACGAAUAGCUGUUGUUUAUUUGGUACAUCCAAAUCUUAUGUAAUAUCUGUGCAGUCAUGUGUGUAUAAAAAACAUGCUUGCUUAAAACAUGUGUAUGUGUGUGUUGCAUUGUCUGAAAGCGUGUGCAGAGAACAUUCUCAAUAUCAACUUUUUCUGCAUCUAUGUAGAAUGUGCGACAUCUGUUUACUUUCCAUAGAUAGCCUAUAGACACGGGAACCUAUAUUAUGUUAUAAUUCAGACUCAAGCUCCAGGCAUGAAGCACAUUGCUACCCACUUUAUAAAACCAAGCCACCCAUGUUUUACAGCACAAAGGACAGUGCCUUGAUACAAAAGGAAAAUGAGUUGGUAGUCAGUCAUUUUUUAAUUCUGUUUCUACUUACCUAAAGGGAUUUAAGUUGUCAUCCUCCAUGUAUAUGAUGUAAACACAAUUGAUGGGUAAGAACUAGCUGUUGCAAUCCUAAUCAUGACAUUUUUUCUCGGGUUGCAGACUUGGUGACUGACUUUUGUAUGUUUUUGUUGUCGUUUUUUUACAUCAAAUUAUUGACGUCAAGAGUAUACAAAUAAUCCAAUAACAAAUAACUCACAUAGAUUUAAAGCAAAGUGCAUGAGGUUUACUUCAAGUUUAGUUACUAAAACUUUAACCCUUCUGAAAUGUUAUGUUUUUCUAAAAGCCCUGACUCUUUGCCCCCUUUGCUCCACUGUCCACACAAUGAAUGGGAUUUCAAUAUUCUCCAAUUUCCUGUUUUCUGAAAUAGAUUCUCAAUUCAUUGUUAGCAAUAUACUGUACUAACUGGCAAAUCAGCAUAUGAUGUGUUUUCUUUACACAGUAUUGUUAAUUUGGUUACUAUUUAUUUAUGUACGUGUUUGAGAAAUGAUUGCUUUUUGAUUUUUAUUAGAGUGUCUGUGAUAGUGGUGUGUAUUUAGAGAGGAUUGUGGGUGUUCUAAACUUAAAUGAAUGCAGACAGUUGUUUUUUGUCUUGGAGAUCAUUGGAUAACUAACAGGACCAUGUUUUUUUAUCAACAAAGAACUGUUCUGUUUUUCAGUCAUAUAAUUGGUAUUUAUUUGGAGUUUGGAUUUGUAAAAUACUUAGACUUAACGUUGAAAUGUUGCAUGCUAUGUGUGUUUUAAACGUUUAAUUCUUAUUAUAAGUUCUUUAUUAAAAUGAGGAGAAAGCAA
Molecule: messenger RNA, 2350 nt
Organism: Hypomesus transpacificus
Lineage: Eukaryota; Metazoa; Chordata; Actinopteri; Osmeriformes; Osmeridae
Gene: vti1a
Product: vesicle transport through interaction with t-SNAREs 1A
Exons: 9
Coding region: 105-779 (224 amino acids)
Biological process (GO): macroautophagy; retrograde transport, endosome to Golgi; intra-Golgi vesicle-mediated transport
Cellular component (GO): ER to Golgi transport vesicle membrane; SNARE complex; endoplasmic reticulum membrane
Molecular function (GO): SNAP receptor activity; SNARE binding
Source: RefSeq, a predicted model, not a curated record